UUGCGACUCUUUGUUUGUUUAGUAUUGUGAAGAAUUCCAUAGUGAAAUGAGCGAGCACAGCCAAAGUAAAGAUCGAGAUUUAAUGGCCAAAGCCGCGAAGAUCGCUGAAGAUCUCUACAAUUUGCGUGACACAUACUUCCCUGCCGAUCCUGAAGAGAAAAUCUCUAAGUUGCAGACUGAAGCAGAUCUUGCUCUCAAACUCCUCGAUACGAUUCCAUAUGAAGAAAGGAAAUCACCUACACAGCGUGCAACUUAUGAGUUUUUAAGAGGAAAGAUAUUGGAUGUAUUUCCUGAUUAUAGGAAAGAAGCAGAAGACCAUCUGUCAAAAGCUGUUAAGUUGAAUCCAUCUCUUUCAGAUGCUUGGCUGUGCUUAGGCAAUUGCAUUUGGAAGAAGGGGGAUCUUCUUUCAGCAAAGAACUGCUUUUCUCUGGCACUAAACAAGGCUCCAAACAAGAAAAUACUUUGUCAGUUAUCAAUGCUGGAGCGAAGAUUGGCUCAAGGCACUGACAAUCCAGCUCAAAUUGUUGAAGAAAGCAUUCAACAUGCAAAGGAAGCUAUUACUUUGGAUGUCAAGGAUGGAAAUUCUUGGUAUAAUCUUGGAAAUGCAUGCCUCACAAGUUUUUUCAUCACUGGAACAUGGGAUCAUGACAAACUUUUGCAAUCUUUGAAAGCUUAUCAGAAUGCUGAAAAAGAUGAUACAGUGAAGUCUAAUCCAGACCUUUAUUUCAACUGUGCCACGGUAAACAAAUAUCUAGAAUACUAUGAGAGGGCCCUCAGUGGUUUUGAAGCUGCUGCUUCAAAGGAUCCUGGGCUAAAUGCUGCCGAGGAGGUUCAAAAAAUGGUCAAUCUUCUUGACAAGUUGGAAACUUCCUUGAAGGUACACUCCAGGGCAAAACGUGUUGCAGCAGUGGCAUCAUCAUUGGUUGAUGUUAAUUUGAAUUCUUCAUACAAAAAAGCAGCUAUAAAUCUUCUGACGAAGGGGCGGAACAAAGCAGUAGCAGUUGUGGGGAAAGUGCUACUCUUCAUUAACCAUGAUAACUUAACCCCCUUAUAUUAUCUUGUAUGUGAUUCAGAUCAAACUUGUUUUAUUCUUUCAGUGUAUGGGUUACGUGUUGAUGUGAUUAAGGAGGCCGAUCAGCUGACAAUAAUGGAACCUUGCUAUAGUGCUGUUGACUUCUCUUGGAAGGGCAAGCACUACCAAUUCAAAUCAAUUCGAGUUGAUUUCUUGGAACAAAUUCUUCUGAAUGGAAAAGCUCUGGCUCCUCAUCAGGCAGUUCACACAUCCAUUCAUGCACAACAUAAACCGUGAAUGGGCUUCACUAUUUCAAGAGAAUAUCUGUUUGUUGUGUACCUUGGAGUGAGGUUUCAUUUUAUUAUUUUGCUUGACUGUAUUAUAUGCAAUUGUAGAUGAAACAAUGAAAAUUUGUUGAGGGGAUAGAUCUUGUGUCUGUCUAGUUAUACAUGCCAUUGACGUUUGAUGUUUGCAACUCCCCAAGAUGGAAGAAACAUAAAUCUUUGCCUUUUGA
This is a messenger RNA of Telopea speciosissima, 1526 nucleotides long. RefSeq names its product tetratricopeptide repeat protein 5-like. The transcript is spliced from 13 exons. Bases 47 to 1309 code for a protein of 420 amino acids. Lineage: Eukaryota; Viridiplantae; Streptophyta; Magnoliopsida; Proteales; Proteaceae. Gene Ontology annotation, molecular function: protein binding. The record is from RefSeq and is a predicted model, not a curated record.